Symbiodinium necroappetens is the source of this 1842-nucleotide messenger RNA. Lineage: Eukaryota; Dinophyceae; Suessiales; Symbiodiniaceae. The record is from the annotation of a GenBank genome assembly.
GAUGAAGUUAGCUUGGUCCGUGAUGAGCUCGGCAUUGCUCAGACCAAGCUUUCCGAUGCCCUUCUUGCCCUGCAGCAAGAAUGGGACGAUCGGAAGAUCCUGGAGAGCCAAUUAGCGGAGAGGGAUGACGACAUUCGCCUCGUUCGCCUUGACCUCAGGGCUGAGAUUGUCCAGAUGAUUGCUGUGAAAGACGAGCUCGCAAAGGCCAAGAAAACCCUGAAACAAGAAUUGGAGGAUCGGAUGGGCCUGGAGAGCCGGUUGAAACAUGCCGAGCUUGCCGUGGAAGAAGAACUGGCACGUCGGAAGAGUCUGGAAAACCUGUUGAACGAGAGAAAGGAUGGGAUUGUCCCUUGUUUGUCUUCUCCCAGCUGUGGGUCAUCUACGUUGCAACGAGUCAGGGACAUCGAUGUCAUACCCAAGCCGGCAAAGCGCCGGAGGUCUCGGGUCGUGUCUUCAAGUUCUGAGUCUUCCGGAAGGCGGAGGGCUGGCAAGGAAGUCAAGCAUCAACUUGAGCAAAAGGCACUGUCUCUGGAGCUCGCCACAACAAGAGCGAAGCUUGCAGACACCGAGCUUGCCCUGAAAGAAGAGCUGCAGCAUGGGAGGAGCCUGGUCAUGGAAUGUACCAAGCUUGAAGAGAAGUUGAGUAUGGAAGAAGCAAGGCGGACAAGUAUCGAAGCAGACAGUGAAGAAACCAGGAAGCGAGCGGACGAUUUGGCAACCAGGCUGCAAGCCACAGUCUCUUACCUUGCGAAAGAACGAGAGCAAAAACAACUUGCCGAGAAGAAGCUUAUUGAUAUUCAGCUGCAAAAACGUUCUGCGAGUCAUGGGGCCUGUUGGCAGUACGAGAUGGACGGCUAUUGGCACCCUUUUUCGCCAGAGGGAAACGAACAGAUGCAGCAAGCCUACUUGGCGUAUUGUGAAGAUCCGCAGAACAGCCGUUGUGCAAGCAUUGUUGCCGGUGGUGUUGAACGCAUCGUCGAUUUUCUCGAGAUGAAGCAGACAAACGCCGGCACGAGGAAAACACGACCGAUCCAUAUCAAUACCGGGGCGCCUAUGCAGUGGGAGAGUGCCCCGGCGGCUUUGCUGAGGCAGCGGGAUGACCUUAGGUCCUUCUAUGUAGAGGUCAAAGAUGCAUCUCUGCUUGAAGUUUUCAACCGCCUUCUUUGGUCGACCGGCCAUGCUUGGGACGUGUCCACAGGGUGCUCACACAUGAAGACAGCCACUGUGAAAUCUGUCCAUCGGAUUGAGAACUAUCAACUUUGGCAACGAUACCAAGCGAGGCUGCAUACCAUGAGGGAAGACCAGGCAAAGUACAAUCUGCACAUUACUCCUGCAGCGCUAGAUCUUGAUGGGCGCGAGGCGGUCAUGGCCGACAGCCAGCACCGCUUGGACUGUGGAGCGCCCUUGGCCUGUGAGGUGGAUGAGAAGAUACUGCUGCAUGGCACAUCAUGGAGCAAUGCUGAUUCCAUUGUUAUGCACGGCUUUGAUCACAGGACUUGUCGACGUGGGAUGUAUGGCGAUGGCGUCUACUUUGCAGGUGCUGCAUGCAAAAGCCAUCAAUAUUCAUGUGGGGUUCACUCCGGCAAGGCGUCUUUGUGCAAGUGUGAAAGGACGUUGAUUAUCGCACGAGUGGCGCUUGGUGAUGCAUACUAUGCAUCUGGAACUCGAUACGGAGAGAGGAGGCCUCCCAACAGGACUGGUGCAGCAGGCACACACGGUUCUGUUGUUGUCAAUCCUGGAGCGGUCGUGGGGCAUCACAUGCCCGCCCAGGUUCAUCAAGAGUUUGUUAUCUUCGACCGUGAGCAGGCCUAUCCUGCCUUCGUCGUGCAGUACUUGCCUUGA